AUGUCUUGUGUUCAUUACAGGUUUCAGAGUCGACUCACCUACGACUCGCUCCAGUUUGAGGGCCUCAACAUCACUGUGGGAGAGCUGAAGCGGCAGAUCAUGAGGCGCGAGAGGCUGAAGUUCUGCCAGCUGAAGAUCAGCAAAGCCCAAACUGAUGAAGAAUACACAGAUGAUGAUGCUCUCAUCCCCAAAAACACAUCUGUCAUCAUCAGACGGGUCCCUGCGGCUGGACUGAAGUCCUCCAACAGAAGAUUUGUUGGCCAUCAAGCUGGACCAUCAGCUAAAUCUUCUCAAACAGGUGAUUCUUCACUCCUCUCACUGGAGCAGCUGUUGAAGACUGAGAAUCUGGCUGAGGCAAAGGCAUCAGAGGAGGACAAGCUGAAAGCGGCGAUGUACCAGUCCAGUCUGUGCUACUACUCCAGCAGGGCAGCAGCUCUGCUCCACACAAGCGCAUCCGGAGGAGCACAGGGAUUCCCCGCAGCUUCCUGUUGGAGGUGGACGACCCAAACCGAAAGGGAGUCAUGA
This is a messenger RNA of Danio rerio (zebrafish), 525 nucleotides long. The record is from RefSeq and is a predicted model, not a curated record. Lineage: Eukaryota; Metazoa; Chordata; Actinopteri; Cypriniformes; Danionidae.